Molecule: messenger RNA, 633 nt
Organism: Angiostrongylus costaricensis
Lineage: Eukaryota; Metazoa; Nematoda; Chromadorea; Rhabditida; Metastrongylidae
Source: the annotation of a GenBank genome assembly
GGCUUGAGAGACCCUGCGGCGGGACGAAUCCCCCCGCUUUACAUCGUUAUUAUGGUAGGAACCGGAGGCGUAGGAAAAUCAGCUCUAACUCUGCAGUUCAUGUACGAUGAGUUUGUGGAAGAGUACGAACCUACUAAAGCCGACUCCUAUCGGAAGAAGGUUGUUCUGGACGGAGAGGAGUGUUCGAUCGAUAUCCUUGAUACCGCUGGUCAGGAGGAUUACUCUGCUAUCAGGGACAACUACUAUCGCAGCGGUGAAGGCUUUAUAUGUGUUUUUUCCAUUUUGGAUAUGGACUCGUUUGAUGCCACAACAGAAUUCAGAGAGCAGAUUCUUCGUGUGAAGAAUUCGGAUAAUUCAAUUCCCAUAGUUCUUGUUGGUAAUAAAGCUGACUUACGUGAAGAAAGGGUGGUGCCGCUGGAGAUGGCCCGACAAAGAGCCGAACGAUGGGGAGUUCCCUAUGUGGAAACUUCAGCGAAAAGAAGAGAAAACGUCGAUAAAGUAUUCUACGAUCUGAUGCGUGAAAUCAAGCGGCGAAAAGGUGGCCCAAUGGGCAGUUCAGCUGUUGGCCUCGAUUCGUCACAAGCUGCAAACAAGAAGAAAAGAGGCAUCAAGAAGCAUUGCACCAUUUUGUAA